CUGUCGUGAAGUCAGAUGUUCUGGAAACGAUGGCUUUGCUGUUCAGUGGAGCGGAUGUGAUGUGCGCCACUGGAGACCCCGUGCACAGCACCCCCUACCUGCUGGCCAAGAAGGCGGGUCAGAGUCUGCAGAUGGAAUUUCUCUUUCACAACAAGUUCUCAGAUUUUCCUCAGCAUGACCUUCAUUCUGAGGGUGGAUUAACUCAAGAGUCUCCACAGACCACCUUCCUCUGUGAGUUUUUGUAUCAGGCUCCUGCUGCUGCUUCCAAACUCUCUUCAGAGAAAAAACUGCUCGAAG
Messenger RNA from Otolemur garnettii (small-eared galago), 297 nucleotides. RefSeq names its product arf-GAP with Rho-GAP domain, ANK repeat and PH domain-containing protein 2-like. The record is from RefSeq and is a predicted model, not a curated record. The annotation marks the transcript as partial. NCBI's taxonomy places the organism in Eukaryota, Metazoa, Chordata, Mammalia, Primates, Galagidae. The transcript is spliced from 2 exons.